Messenger RNA from Sinocyclocheilus grahami, 2160 nucleotides. RefSeq names its product zinc finger and BTB domain-containing protein 8B-like. The record is from RefSeq and is a predicted model, not a curated record. The coding region runs from base 302 to 1783 and encodes 493 amino acids. Gene Ontology annotation, biological process: regulation of transcription by RNA polymerase II. The transcript is spliced from 5 exons. Gene Ontology annotation, molecular function: protein binding; RNA polymerase II cis-regulatory region sequence-specific DNA binding; DNA-binding transcription factor activity, RNA polymerase II-specific. Lineage: Eukaryota; Metazoa; Chordata; Actinopteri; Cypriniformes; Cyprinidae.
AGGAACAGGGCUGCUAACUGCAUAUCCCGGUCGAACUCACUCGCGCUGUCUCUCUCGCGUUGAAUUUUUGGCAAUUGUGCUUCGACAAGUGUACACCAGUGAACGAAUGGCCGACAUCCGACGCAGUACACUAUAUAGGGAAUAGGGAGCGAUUUCUAACACCCCGCCCGCAGCUAUGGCAGCGAAAGGAAGUACGUAGGAAUCAGGAAGCAGUCAAUCAGGGAGACAUUUUUAAAAGACCACCAUGAAGAACAACCAAACAGACACCUAAAUAGAAACGCAUGGCUGUAAUACAGUGAAUAUGGAGGUUCCUUCCUACCUGUCCCGGCUCUUGUCGGAGCUGAAUGAACAGCGUAAAAGGGACUUCUUCUGUGACUGCAGCAUCAUAGUAGAGGGACGUGUUUUUAAAGCACAUCGUAAUAUUCUCUUCGCCAGCAGUGGUUAUUUUCGGGGACUGCUGGUGCAUUACCUGCAGGACAAUGGCCAGCGACACAGCACGGCCUCUCUGGACAUCGUCACAGCUGAGGCAUUCUCCUUCAUCCUAGACUUUCUGUAUUCGGGUCGCCUGGACCUGCGCAGCAACAAUGUCAUUGAAAUAAUGUCAGCUGCGAGCUACCUUCAGAUGACUGACGUGGUGAACUUUUGCAAGGGCUACAUCAAAUCCUCCUUGGAGAUCUGUAACAGGGAGAGGGAUAGACCUAAAGACUUGGAUGAUAGUGAAAACCCAGUUUCAGCCACUAGUGCUCCUGUGGCAUCCACUUCCGAUGCCGACCAAAGGACCUGUCAGGUCACCGAGGCCCUCAGCCCUGAUGACGCUCCAACGGCUGCUGUCUGCACGCCAGCGGCCACAAGUAGUAAAGACUUCGAAGGCGAAAACUCCCAAGGAGCUUUUCCCAACCAUCCUCCCAUGAAUGCUCCACUGAAGAUCAGUCCAGGCCCAGAUUUAGUCAACUCAUCCACCCCAGGUUUGCUUCUAGGUUUGGUGCAUCCCAAAAUAGAGUAUGACCCUGAUGAGGAGGGCGAAUCUUCACGGGAAUCCAAAGACACCACUCUUUAUCAAGGGCCAAAUCAGGACGAGGAGAUAACUGUUAACACUAGCCCAGCUCCAAGUACUGAGCACUCCUCCGUAUCAUUUGCUAACUGCCCGAUGAAGCAGUUUCCAGAUGUGCUGUUCAGAGCCGGGAUGAACCCAAACCGCGAUGAACACUUUUCCCAAAGUUUGGGGUACGUUGGUGGAUUCGGCCGUGGCGACGAUGUGCUCGGUCCUGCGGUGCAUUGUGGGAUGGAGAUUCAGAAUGACUGGUAUGGGGAUGAUCCAGGGAGGCUGCACAAAUGUCCGUUCUGCCCAUACACGGCCAAACAGAAGGGCAUUUUGAAGAGGCACAUCCGCUGCCACACAGGAGAAAGGCCGUAUCCUUGUGAGGUCUGCGGCAAACGUUUCACACGACAAGAACAUCUGCGCACUCAUGCCAUUUCCGUCCAUCGCUCCACCUGGCCCAUUGUGUGCAAAGGCUGUCGUCGAGUGUUCUCAGGCAUUGUGUCCCAGGGAAUGAAGCGAUUUGGACUUUGUGAUGGCUGCACCUUUGUUACUACAACCAAUGAGGAUCCCUCCUCCAUGAACCUCAGCAUUCAGUCUGAAUCUAUGGAGAAGGGCACUAGAGACUCUGACUGGCCUGUGUUUAUAGUGGAAGGAGAUGAAGCGGAGGCGAGUGCUAGUACUGCUGGACAAGAUGAUAAACAGAAUGUUGCAAAGCAGCUUGCAGAGAAUGGCACUCUGUUGUAGAUUCAUUUUCACAGUUUCACUUGAAUGCUUACCAAAUGAAACUGGUUACAAACUACCGGUUUAGUCACUUCUUCCUCAUAUCAUUUGUGGUUCGAAAAGAUGGUUAAUUAUUUGGUGCAAUUAAAAGAUUAAUUUGUAUUGGAAAAAUUACACCGCUGGGAAAGCUGUCAAACAUUAUGUUUGGGUUUAGUACAAAUCUGCACUGGCUAAUUAUGGAUUAUGAACAUAUUUUGCUGUAUGACAAUGAGGCCACAACAGAUUUCAAUGUGUUGUGGCAGUUGUGUGAAUAAAUAUUUUUAUGCUUUUAAGUGAACAGCCUUAAACACUUUCAGGGACCUGAGUGGUCUUGUCAAAUUAUUUGUUCUUUAUUAUUUGUU